AUGGCUCAAUCUUUAUAUUUCAGCGUUCUUCUCAUCGCUCUCUGUUCAUUAUCUGAAUGCAUUCAGCGCCACUAUCACCACAUAAACAUAGAGAUGAACUGGACUGAAGCUCAGAAAUACUGCAGAGAAAACUACACAGAUCUGGCCACAGUCAACAACAUCAAUGACAUGAAUCAACUGAUGAAGAGUGUGAAUAACAGUCAGACUAUUGUCUGGAUUGGACUGAAAAGAUCAGGUGUUUGGAAGUGGUCUCUGGGUGAUCCUGUGAAAUAUACAAACUGGUAUAAUGGUGACUCAAAUGGUCCAGAUCAUUGUGUUUAUAUGAGAGAUGGAUCAUGGCAUCAUCAGGACUGUGGUCAGAAGUUAAACUUCAUCUGCUACAAUGGUGAUAAAGGAUUCAUCAUCGAAACCUCUAAUAAAACAUGGAGAGAUGCUCAGAUCUUCUGCAGACAGCUUCAUACUGAUCUGAUCAGUGUGAGGAAUCAGACUGAGAAUCAACAGAUUCAGAAGAUCAUGAAGGACAAAAACAUAUCUGAAGUCUGGAUUGGACUGUUUAAUGAGAUAUGGGAGUGGUCAGAUAAGAGUUACUCUGAAUUCAGAUACUGGGUGCCUGGUCAACCUGAUAAUGGUCAUGGUGGUACGGAAGAUUGUACAGAGGUUGUAAUGUAUUAUGGGGGUCAAUGGUAUGAUGUGUCUGGCAGUAUCUCGCGUGCAUUUGUGUGUCAUGAAGAUAAUCUAAUAUUGAUCCAGAAGAAUCUGAGCUGGUCUGAAGCUCUGAGAUACUGCAGAGAGAAUCAUGUGGAUCUGGUUUCAGUUGAUUCAGAGAAGAUUCAGCGCUGGUUGACUAAAGUGACUGAAGAGUCCUCUACUGAUGCUGUGUGGAUGGGGUUACACUAUUACUGCCAAAUGAACCUCUGGAUCUGGAUACGAGGAGAGGCCGUGUGCUAUCAGAAUUGGGCUUCAGGGAACGAAACAAAUCUGAUGGACUGUAACACUGAACACAGAGCUGGAGCAGUUCAGUCUGGAGGAGAUCAUCUCUGGAUCAGCCUUCCUCAAUCUCACAAACUCAACUUCAUCUGUAGCAGAAAGAAAUGAAAUCAGACUGUAUGUGUCUGUAACCUUCUGUAUAUUUUCUCUAUGCUAUUUCUUAUGUCUGUGUUGAUUUACAACAAUGCUGCACUAACUUCUAAUAUCUGUUCUGAUUAACAUAUAAUAAGUACAAUUUACUCAGCUGUAACUUAAUAAAAACUAGAAGUGACACUG
This is a messenger RNA of Misgurnus anguillicaudatus (oriental weatherfish), 1263 nucleotides long. Lineage: Eukaryota; Metazoa; Chordata; Actinopteri; Cypriniformes; Cobitidae. The record is from RefSeq and is a predicted model, not a curated record.